Messenger RNA from Acanthochromis polyacanthus (spiny chromis), 1069 nucleotides. RefSeq names its product dehydrogenase/reductase SDR family member 11-like. The transcript is spliced from 8 exons. The record is from RefSeq and is a predicted model, not a curated record. Gene Ontology annotation, molecular function: oxidoreductase activity. The coding region runs from base 134 to 901 and encodes 255 amino acids. Lineage: Eukaryota; Metazoa; Chordata; Actinopteri; Pomacentridae.
GUCCUAAACGCAGCGCAGUGUAUUUUAACGUUGAACCGUCUCCAGUGUGCUGCAUUCAGGGCUCCGUGGCUGUCAGACUCUCCGUCUUCUCUUUUCUUCUGUGUCUGUAGCAGGUUCCCGGUGUAUCGCUGUGAUGGACCGCUGGAAGGGCAGAGUGGCUCUGGUGACCGGAGCCUCGGUGGGGAUCGGGGCGGCCGUAGCCAAAGAGCUGGUCCGCUGCGGGAUGAAGGUGGUGGGCUGUGCCAGGAACGUGGACCAAAUCCAGGAACUGGCAGAGGAGUGUAAAAGUGCAGGCUACAGUGGUGUUUUGGUGCCUAUCAAGUGUGAUUUAACCAAAGAGGAGGAGAUUCUGUCCAUGUUUGCAACCAUCAAAGAGCAGCACAAUGGCGUGGAUGUUUGCAUCAAUAAUGCUGGAUUGGCUCAUCCAGAGCCGCUGUUAGCUGGCAAAACCAGCGGCUGGAGGAACAUGCUGGAUGUGAAUGUUAUUGGGCUGUCCAUCUGCACACGUGAAGCGUAUCAGUCGAUGAAAGAAAGAAAUGUUGAUGACGGGCACAUCAUCAACAUAAACAGCAUGAGUGGACAUCGUGUAAUUCCCAAUGCUGAUGUACAUUUCUACAGCGCCACCAAGUACGCAGUGACCGCCCUGACUGAGGGUCUGAGGCAGGAGCUGCGUGAGGCCAAGAGCCACAUCCGGGCCACAUGUAUUUCUCCUGGUGUUGUUGCAACAGAAUUUGCUCCACGACUCUACAGCCAUGAUCCAGACAGAGCCGCUGCUUCAUAUACUCGAUUUACGCCUCUGGAAGCAAUAGAUCUUGCAAAUGCUGUUAUUUACGUUCUGAGUGCUCCUCCACAUGUGCAGAUUGGAGACAUUCAGAUGCGUCCUGUGGAGCAGGUGUCAUAGAGUUUCACUGCCUGAAGGUUGAAUUGCUGUUUUGACAAAUGCUUCAUGUGAUUUGCCACAUUUCUGAAAGUGAUAACUUUAUGUAAUCAUGAAAUAACUUUGGUUAUGAAGCUUGUGGUGUAAUUUUACUCUUAUCAACACAAUAAAAUAACCGACAGGAACAUAAAA